UCGCUGGGGGUCACAAUACUUUCAUAAGGGGAGUAUUGAAGCGACUUAAGAAAACCUUCUCUUUUGGCUUUGGAAUUUCAGGGACAUGGACAUUUUCACUGGGAAGUUUUUGCUGGAGGGUACUCCAGUGUCAGCCUCCAGUGUGACAAUGGUGCUGUGUGCUGUUGCUCUUGUCGUUCUUGCCUUGAGAGGCAGGGAGCGCCACGGCCAGCAGUGGAAGCAGCCGCCCGGGCCAACCCCAUGGCCAGUCUUCGGUAACUUACUACAGAUGGGAGAGCAGGUGCACAUUUCCCUGACCAACAUGAGGGACCAGUACGGUGACGUGUUCCAGGUGAAAAUGGGCUCGCUGGUCGUAGUGGUGCUCAGCGGCUACAAUACUAUCAAGCAGGCCCUGGUCCGUCAGGGAGACAGUUUUGCUGGGAGACCAGAGUUGUUCACGUUCUCCGCCGUUGCCAACGGGACCAGCAUGACGUUCAGUGAGAAAUACGGUGAGGCUUGGGUGCUCCACAAGAAGAUAUGCAAGAACGCCCUACGCACCUUCUCCCAGGCCGAGGCCAAGAACUCCACCUGCUCCUGUCUACUGGAGGAACACAUCUGUGCCGAAGCCCAACAGAUGGUUGACACACUCAAGGAGCAGCUUGGGCAGGAGAGCGGCGUCGAUCCCGUCGUCCCUUUAGUCACCUCCGUCGCCAACGUGGUGUGCGCGUUGUGCUUCGGCAAAAGGUACGACUACAACGACAAGGACUUCUUAAGCAUAGUCAACAUAAACAACGAGGUCCUCAAGAUCUUCGCCGCCGGAAACCUGGCCGACUUUUUCCCGAUUUUCCGUUACCUGCCGAGUCCGUCUUUAAGGAAAAUGGUCCAGUACAUCCACAGAAUGAACAGUUUCAUGGAAAAGAAUAUCGAAGAGCAUUUGGCUACCUUUGAUAAGAACUGUGUCCGAGACAUCACAGACGCCCUGAUUGCCCUCUGCGAGGACAGGCAGGAGGAGGGACAGAUGGGCAUGCUCUCCAACACUCAGAUUGUUCACAGUGUCAUCGAUAUUUUUGGUGCCGGAUUUGACACCAUCAUAGCUGGCUUGCAGUGGAGUCUGCUCUACCUUAUCAAGUUCCCUGAUAUGCAGGCUAAAAUUAAUCAGGAGAUAGAUGAGAAGAUUGGCUCCAGCAGGCUGCCGAGGUUUGAAGACAAGCCAAACAUGCCCUUCACAGAGGCUUUUAUAUAUGAAGUGUUCCGACACACAUCCUACGUCCCCUUCACAAUACCUCACUGCACCACAGAGGACACUGUCCUGAAUGGAUAUUUCAUUCCCAAAGACACCUGCAUUUUCAUCAAUCAGUAUCAAGUGAACCAUGACACAGACCUGUGGGGCGACCCCAGUUCCUUCCGGCCCGAGCGUUUUUUAGGUGACGCUGGCCAGCUGAACAAGGACCUUACGGAGAAGGUGAUGAUAUUCGGGAUGGGGAAGAGGCGUUGCCUCGGCGAUGGCUUUGCCCGGCUGGAGAUGUUCGUCUUCCUCACCACCCUCCUGCACUGCCUGCGGUUCGAGAAUGUGCGGGGCCAGGAUCUCGACCUGACUGCUGAGUUUGGCCUGACGAUGAAACCCCAGCCGUACAAGAUCAGUGUCUCGUCACGGCAUUAGCCAGCAGUAUCAGGGAAGGUGGCCCUUACCACCAUCCACCACAAGAAGGCAAACAGCAAAAUAUAAUCAAGCUGGCACAGACACAAGUGCGCCAUAAGAACCAUACACCAGUCUCAUAAGCUGGACAUUAUAGAUUGCAUACAGAUACACCUAAUAAUUAAGCUUUUAAGCAUACUAAAGACACUGAUUUGGAAUAAAAUUGAAUAAACCUUAGCAUGUUGUAAUAUUAUGUAUGUUAAAAUAUCUUUUGACAUACUUAAUAUUUCUUUCUUUGUACACCCCACUAUUCAGUAGCAGCACCUUUGCAGAUCUUUAGUUCAGUGGGCUUAUCAGGCAGUGUCCAUGGCUUUUGGUAUUUUCAUGAUAAGCAAGCAAGGAGUCAAUAACUAAUUCAUACUGAAAAUUAAGAUGCUGUUAAGAGUAUUUGCAUAGCUAAGAGUUUUUAGCAAGAAGGAGGGGGUAUUUUAAGUGCAGGAUAGCAUAUAUAUGCCAGUGUUAAAAUGGUGGGUCUCAUUUUCAAGAAAACUCACUACUUCAGAAACUUCCUGCUUAACCAAACUUCAAUAAGACGAUUUCAGCAAAAACAGCCUGUAAAACAUCACAUCUGAAAGUUGCUAAUUUCUUUUAAACAUUCAGAGCUUUUUUGCAUAGAUAAGUCGUUAAACUAGGGAACAUCUCGUAUCCUCUGUGGGUUCAGGGAGACAGAGCCCACACAUCCCAGAUUUUCUCUGCGCCCUUAUCUGUGGGAUUUUGGAGCUGCCUCCAGCGUGUCUAAAGCUAUUAACUGGCCCCAUCUCUGCAUUGGUUCCGCAGCUCUCUCAUCCUGACAGAUACUGUACAUCUCAAUUUACUCCUCCCUGCAGGCACUGCAAUUAGAGUUAGUCUUUGUAUUUAAAAGGCCUUUUACAACCCUUACAAAACAGACCUCAGCAGAACAGAGGGGGACUUCAGUAAGUAAAUAAUUGAAAAAGAGUGAUGCGGUGACGGGUUUUUUUUAAUAAAGAGAAGUCGGGAUUAAACCGAAACUAAACACUGUGAAGGAAUUUCAUUAAAUUAGAUGAAUAUCUAAAUGAGUUAAUCAAGUGAGGAGCUGGGAACGUGCCUCACUCCUCGCGGCUGGUGUUGGCAUGGCCGGGCCCCGAUGGAGCCAGCGGAGCGAGGCAGGGGGGUGGAGAGAAUCGGGGGUGCCCAGGGUCUGGGGCCCAACACUAAAAUCGUUGCCAAUCAGAGGGGCCUAGGAAGGUCAAAGUCUCACGUCAUGCCAAUGUGAGAUGUGUGGUUUGGGGACUGAGCGGGGUCUCACACUAACUCCUCACAGCAGUCCAUUGCAAUUUCCCAUCAGGCAUUUGGCUGUUUGUUUCCCCAGCUGGUAAAUCCUAGCAUGUAAAUGUAUGUUGAGUGGCUUACAACGUUCAGAUAAGGAUAAAUUGAAAAGGACAGACUCAACAAUGUGCCAGAAAAGUUAUAUGCUGUUUCAUAGAAAAUGCUGACACAGAAUAUGGACCCAGAUGCUUGACUUAAUUGUGAUAAUUUUUC
Messenger RNA from Megalops cyprinoides (Indo-Pacific tarpon), 3175 nucleotides. Its product is annotated as cytochrome P450 1A1. The coding region runs from base 86 to 1639 and encodes 517 amino acids. Gene Ontology annotation, molecular function: iron ion binding; steroid 17-alpha-monooxygenase activity; oxidoreductase activity, acting on paired donors, with incorporation or reduction of molecular oxygen, reduced flavin or flavoprotein as one donor, and incorporation of one atom of oxygen. The record is from RefSeq and is a predicted model, not a curated record. The transcript is spliced from 7 exons. Lineage: Eukaryota; Metazoa; Chordata; Actinopteri; Elopiformes; Megalopidae. Gene Ontology annotation, biological process: progesterone metabolic process; hormone biosynthetic process.